Messenger RNA from Tachysurus vachellii, 345 nucleotides. RefSeq names its product C-C motif chemokine 4 homolog. Lineage: Eukaryota; Metazoa; Chordata; Actinopteri; Siluriformes; Bagridae. Gene Ontology annotation, molecular function: CCR chemokine receptor binding; chemokine activity. Bases 40 to 345 code for a protein of 101 amino acids. The transcript is spliced from 3 exons. Gene Ontology annotation, cellular component: extracellular region. The record is from RefSeq and is a predicted model, not a curated record. Gene Ontology annotation, biological process: lymphocyte chemotaxis; positive regulation of ERK1 and ERK2 cascade; positive regulation of GTPase activity.
UCAUCAUCAUCAUCAUCAUCAUCAUCAUCAUCAUCAGUCAUGAUCUCUCGUUCUCUCCUGCUGGUUCUGCUGGUUCUCGCCUGCCUUCAGUCCUUCGCAACAGCUGAGCAUGAAAAUACACCAGAUCAGUGCUGUUUCAGCUUUCUGACACGACCAAUCCCAGUAAGAGUCAUUACAGCUUAUAAAGUAACAGAUAUUCGGUGUGCAAAACGUGGAGUCAUCUUUACUCUACAGGACGGUCGUCAUGUGUGUGCAGAUCCCGGCUUCAAGUGGGUGAAGAAUCACAUGAACAGAAUUGACCAGCGUCUGUUUAACAGUCUGAACAACACUGAAGGGAGUGCUUAA